Molecule: messenger RNA, 1261 nt
Organism: Phaethon lepturus (White-tailed tropicbird)
Lineage: Eukaryota; Metazoa; Chordata; Aves; Phaethontiformes; Phaethontidae
Exons: 7
Source: RefSeq, a predicted model, not a curated record
GUGAGCAGCUCCAGGCAGGCGGUGGCCGGGGCAGUGAGCACGACGGCGUUCUUCCUCUGCGAGGGGCUGCUGGGCCAGCACUUCAACCUGGUCCCUGAUGGGGUGGCCAAGCCCCAGCCUGGGGACCUCUUCCUCUUCCCGCUGGCCUCUGGGGGCCCCGGCUGGUGGGGCGCCCACGCCGGCGUCUACUGCGGUGACGGGGAGAUCAUCCACCUGGAAGGCAGCUCGGGGACGUCCCCAUCGGGGAUCGUGGCCAAGCAUGGCAAGAGCUACCUCCUGCGGACGCGGGGCCCAGCCAAGGUGCUGCGGAGGAAGGGAGGGCUGGAUGCGGCUGCCUUGCAGCGGCGGAUCCGGGUGGCCAUGGACCAGGCGGUGGAGUACGAUGCCGUCACCUGCAACUGCGUCCACUUUGCCCUCGCCCUGCUGGGACUGGGCCGGCUUGCCGGCACCAUGCUGGACCAGGUCUGGUUGGAGGCCAGUCACUGGUGGUGUACCUCAAGGGUCAAUACUGGGUUAGUCCUGGUCAACAUCUUUGUUACUGGUCCAGUUGAUGGGGCAGAGUGUACCCUCAGCAAGUUUGCUGCUGACACCGAACUGGGAGGUUCGGAUGUGCCAGAGGGUCGUGCUGGCACCCAGAGGCACCUGGACAGGCUGGAGAAAUCGACCAGCAGGAACCUCAUGAAGUUCACCAAGAGGAAGCCUUUCUCCGCCUCUCAUCGGCGUCCGGAAGGAUGUGAGGUCAGGUUUGGCCCCGGCGCCUGCCUACCCCGACAUCGCGGCUGCGUUUCCCACAGCCCUUGGUGGAGGUGCCAGCAGCCCGGCUCUGUCGGCGGCUCGGGCACAGAGAACACGAUGCUAAAAAAGUGCCUUAUCGCUAGCAGCAAGAUCGUCGAGGAGGUGGCGGAGAGCAAGAUGCAGCCCGGGGACAUCUUGCUCUUCCCCAUGGACAUCAAAAAAGGCCUCUGCAGCAGCAGCUUCAAGCAUGCGGCCGUCUACUGCGGGGACGGAGAGGUCAUACACUUCCAGAACACGAGCUUUUGGGGGAACAGUGGUCGGAUCAGCAAGGAAGGCUUCCGAGCCAUGAAAAGGGAGAGAGGGAAAUGCCAGAUCUACCGGAAAAAAGGUGGGAUCAACCUCAGUGACUUCAAGAGCAAAGUCAGGGAGGCGAUGGAGAGCGAAGCCAGCUACCACUUGGGUGAAAACAACUGCAUCCAAUUUGCCCUCUCCCCUCCUGGGCGUGGUGGACUGCUACCUUCACCUG